Molecule: messenger RNA, 486 nt
Organism: Ilex paraguariensis (yerba mate)
Lineage: Eukaryota; Viridiplantae; Streptophyta; Magnoliopsida; Aquifoliales; Aquifoliaceae
Source: the annotation of a GenBank genome assembly
AUGGUUAUUUUCCUCUUCAUCCAGCCUUCCAUUAGUACUAGUGAGACCGAAGAAAUGAUCAUAUGGAUUUGUGACCACUGUUGUGGGCUUGAUCAUCAUUACUGCUACACCGUUUUCGUCCAUAACCUACCUGUUCCAAAUACAAAUAUUGUUGGUCUAAAUCAGAUAGCCAUUGCCCAAUCAUUGCUAAACGCGACAAGCAAUCAAGUAUUCGUACUAAGGUUGAGAGACAACACAAGUGAUCCGAAACAGAAGGGCCUUCUAAACAUUUGUGUUGAUAGUUAUAGCAGACUGACAGACAUUUUCACAGAGGCCUUCAGGCUAUUUAAUUUCCGGGAUUACAAAAAAAUGGCUAGCAUUGAAUUCGACGCAGCUAAACAAAUAGAUGACUGUCAAACUGCUUUCAAGAGUCCGACGAUGACUCAGAGAAAUUGGGAAAUGAAAGAGCUCAGUAACAUGGCAGUCUAUGCUGCCAAAUUGCUUUAA